Debaryomyces hansenii CBS767 is the source of this 180-nucleotide messenger RNA. RefSeq names its product DEHA2B04510p. The transcript has a single exon. The coding region runs from base 1 to 180 and encodes 59 amino acids. The record is from RefSeq and is a predicted model, not a curated record. NCBI's taxonomy places the organism in Eukaryota, Fungi, Ascomycota, Pichiomycetes, Serinales, Debaryomycetaceae.
AUGUCUACAAUACGCGAUCCCUACAAGACCACCACACAUUUGCCGGCUGGCAAAUGUGUUGGUCGUGGUGGCCCGUAUGUGAACCAUUUGGGCCGGGGUGGUGUUUUGAGACCAAUGUCGCGAACAACGUCGCGAACCAUGUCGCGAAUGAUCUCGCAAAUAAUAACGGAUAAUAGAUGA